UCUUCUUUCUCCUCCCUAAAGAUCCAGACCUGUUUUCACAGUGGAAACAGUCGUUAGAAACGCUGGAAGGAAGGGUGGAGAUCAGGGAAAGGAUUUUUUUAUUUAUCCGUAAAGGGUUGGGCAACAUAAUCCAUCGCAGUUUGGAGUUUACAGCAGAAAACAAAAGGAACCCUGAAGCCUCUCUGGAGCAGGAAUAAGAAGCUUUAGGUUCAUCGCGUCACUCCCGUUUUCUCGCAAAUCUCCAACUAAAGGAAGCCUUUUCACGUAUUUCCGCUCGGGUUUUUAUGUAUGAGCUGCUUCGUCCUGCCUCCACAUCGUGUCUUUGAAUCGUUGGAAGCCUUUUAACUCCAAUUAUUACCGCUGUUGAUGCAGGAUCGCUGUGGAUUGAUUUUAUUUUUGCAGCGCCGCCAAAGAUAAUUGGCCGGAUAAUUGUGAUCUGCCUGGUUUUGUGGUUUGAAUGAUCAGGACUGUUUUUUUCUUUCACUCUCAUAUUUCGUGACGCUUGAGAUGCAGGUUUGAACCACAGAUUGUUUUUAACUGAAGCUGUUUUAAUCAAGCUUUUGAUUUCCGUGCCCGCCUAAAGCUCCUCGACCUGCUGCAGCUUUACCUGUGCGCGCACAUCUUGGCACGUGUCCUCUCGCUUUUUUUCCCCACCCUUCCCUUUUGUUCAGUGACAGAACCAUCACACCAUGGCUCGGCUCUGGUUUUCUGUGUCUUUGCUGGCUAUCGCUGUGUCGCUGUGCCGCGCCGGGGGCGCGCAGGCCCAGGCGGAGAGCCCGCCGGUGGUCACCCUGCGCACCGUCAUCACGGGGACCUGCCAGGAGAUCCAGCGCUACGCCGAGUCUCUGGUUGGAGCAGGAGUGAUACGCUCUGCUUCUGAGAGUGCUGUACUGUAUCUAGAAUCAAUGCUGGGUCAGGAGAACGUCCAAACCUUGGCUAUGUUCCUGCAGAUGGGUAUCCGGUUCUUGGCUGAAGGAGCUGCCAGCGGCCUGAAUGUCAUCGCCGUUUACGUCAGCGAGAUCCUCAGAGUCACAGGAUUUGAUGUUGUGCAGACGCUUCCACGCUUCACCCCAGAGGGUGUGACCGCCGUCGCCCAGUGGGGUCUGGUGGGCCUCAUCGCUUACUGGAUUCUGACCAUCCUUCUCCGUCUGCUAAUUGGUGUUUUCAAGCAGCUUUUCUGGGUGGUGAAAACCGUCCUGGCCCUUUGGCUUUUUGGACUGAUUGUGACUGACAAGCACGCCUCUGCAGAGACCACAGCCAUUCGAGUUGGAGUUCUGGUGCUGGUGGUCGCCCUGCUGACUUUGUUCACCUCCAGCUCAGAGAAGGCUUCUAAUUUGGAGGGCCGGGUGAACAAACUGGAAAACAGGCUGAGGGCAGUGGAGAGGAGGAAAGAGGAUUAGAGAUGGAUAAAGGCGCUGUUGAUGCUGACAAAGAAAGUGGCAACACUUGAUGAUUUCUACAUUUGUGACAACUUUGGGAAAUAAAGUUAUCUCUUGAGAUUUUUAA
Molecule: messenger RNA, 1506 nt
Organism: Cyprinodon variegatus (sheepshead minnow)
Lineage: Eukaryota; Metazoa; Chordata; Actinopteri; Cyprinodontiformes; Cyprinodontidae
Exons: 4
Coding region: 690-1400 (236 amino acids)
Biological process (GO): cellular response to gamma radiation; intrinsic apoptotic signaling pathway in response to DNA damage by p53 class mediator
Source: RefSeq, a predicted model, not a curated record